This is a messenger RNA of Sesamum indicum (sesame), 6130 nucleotides long. Lineage: Eukaryota; Viridiplantae; Streptophyta; Magnoliopsida; Lamiales; Pedaliaceae. The record is from RefSeq and is a predicted model, not a curated record.
CGCUCUCUCUCUCUCUCUCACUCCUCUUUCUCUCUCCUCUCUUGCCUUUGUCUCUUAUCACAUUUGCCUGACUCCGGAUUUUCAGUUCUUCUUUCCUCAAACCCCCCACCCCCACCCUGCUAAGAAAAGAGAGAAAAGGCCGAAAAAAGAAAAAACCCCCAUAAUUUUUAUUGGCCUCUUCUUGUUUCUGCAACUCUGAAACCCUAAAUUUGAUCAAGAACGGUUGGCGUGAACUGAGUAGAGGUGAGUUGUGUUUUGGAUGAGACUGAAAGGAGGCGGCGAAAGGAAACUGCUGCGGGAGUAGAGGAAUAAGUGGUAUUUUGAUGCCGCCGGAGCAAUUGCCUUGGGAUCGAAGGGAUUUUAGGAAGCACGAGAGAUCCGGGUCGGACCCCCGCUUUGGUGGCGGAGGAUUCGGCGGCGGGGGACAAAAUAGAUGGAGGGAGCAGCAUCACCACCCCCACGCGCCGCCGCCGCACCCCCCGCCUUAUCACCAUCACCAGAACAACCAUCAACAGCAGCAGCGCUGGUAUUCUGAUUUUCGUUCCUCUCGCCCUAUCCACCCUGGUCAUGGUAAGCAGGGUGGUUGGCACAUGUAUCCUGACGAGGCUGGUCAUGGGUUUCUGCCUUUUGGGUCUAGGUAUGGUGAAAGAAACCUAGAAGAUGAUAACUUCCGGCCUUUUGGAUCUCGUGCUGAUGGAAGGUAUUUGAGGAAUAGCAGGGAACAUAGGGGAUCCCUUAGCCAGAAAGAUUGGAAAUCUCCCUCUUGGGAACCUUCUGCAUCAUCCAGUGGUCCUUGGAGACCCACCACCGAGGUUACUGAUCAGAAGUCUGUAGAGAAUAUCCAAACAUGUGAUAACAUCAAUAGUAAGACCGAUGACUCCUCUCAUCCUCUUCCUAAUACCGUGUCAGAUCAGUCUCAUUUGCAAACUCUUGUGAAAGAGAAGCACGAGAAAGAGAAGCACGAGAAGAAUGGUGGCACUGCUGAUGGACCAUCAAGCUCAUGUCAGAAAUCUGUGAAAGAAAACGGCCUGGGAUCUAUAGAUUGGAAGCCUCUGAAAUGGACUCGGUCGGGAAGUUUGACUUCAAGGGGCUCUGGUUUCAGCCAUUCGAGUAGCUCCAAGAGUAUGGGUGUGGAGUCUACCGAGGUAGUGGCUGAGGUACAACAGAAGAAUGUGGCACCACCUCAGUCACCUGCUGCUGCUUCUGUCUUGUCCACUGCUCCAGCACCACAAGAUGAGACCAGUUCCAGGAAGAAGCCGCGUCUUGGCUGGGGUGAGGGUCUCGCAAAGUAUGAAAAGAAGAAAGUUGAAGGCCCUGAAGAUGGCACGCCAAAAUAUGGACUGGUUGUGAAUGUCUCUAAUACAGAAAAUAUGCAGUCACCUUCUGUUAACGUGCUUGAUAAGAGUCCUCGAAUUGGAAGUCUGUCAGAUUGUGCAUCACCUGCUACUCCAUCUUCGGUUGCUUGUAGUUCUUCACCAGGUGUUGAGGAGAAAGAAUCCAUCAAGGCAGCAAGAGUUGAUCAUGACGCCACUAAUUUAAGCUGUUCACCUAGUAUUAUGUCCCAGACUCAAUAUGAGGGACCAAUGUUUAGUUUAGAGAACUUGGAGCUCACAUCCAUUGCCAAUUUGAGCUCUUUGAUAAAUGAAUUGCUACAAUCCGAUGAUCAAAGUUCUGCUGAAACAGGUUAUGUACGGAACACCUCCAUGAAUAAGUUGUUGGUAUGGAAGGUUGACAUAUUGAAAGCACUUGAGGUAACUGAAUCUGAGAUAGAUUCGCUUGAAACUGAGCUCAAGAGACUGACAGCUGAACCUAGAAGUUGCUGUCCUUGUCCAGCUGCAUCGAGCGUGCUGCCAGGAGAGUGUCAUGUAAAAUCUUAUGAAGAACAAGUUGCUGCUUCCAGUUUUGCUGUUGGACCUACUCCUUUGAAGGUUGUUUCGUCCCAGGGCAUGAUAGAGAAUAGAUCCGCUGCACCUGAAGACGAGCAUGUGAUGUUCAAAGAUAGGGAGAUUGAUAGUCCAGGCAGUGCCACAUCUAAAUUAAUUGAGGUGCUGCCUUCUGGGCUGGAUGCCUUUCCUUCUGAGACAGCAGGAUGUGUGGAAGGUUUUGUGAAUAUGGACUCAAACAAUGCCAGUACCUUUGAUCAGACAUGCUUAGAGAAUGGUCUUGGCCCUGAUGAGAAAACUUGUCAUGUUGAUGCUCAUAAACCUGUUGUGGCUAACUGUCAAAAUCUUUCUAGUGAUGACAAUGUUCAUUCUGAUGGAGAUUAUAUUUAUCACUCUAUAGUGGCUUCCAAUAAAGAUUCAGCGGAAAGGGCCUUGGAGGAGUUGAAUAAGUCGUUGCCUACUCAGCAGUGUCUUUUUAAUACUUCGAUUGCAUCAGGUGUCACUUCUUUUCCAGGGGGUUCUUCGGUAAUUAAGGAGAAGUUUCUGAUGAGGAAGCGGUCCCUCCGAUUUAAGGAGAAGGUUCUUACCCUCAAGUUUAAGGUAUUUCAGCAUUUCUGGAAGGAAGGUCGCGUAGUUUCCGUAAGGAGUCUUCGGGGAAAGUCUCACAAGAAGUUGGAUCCAAGUCGGACUGGGUAUAAAAGGAAUCGUUCAUCCAGUCGCUCUCGAAUUUUGUUUUCUGCUGGGGGCCCUCGAACAGUGCCUGCAGAAGAAGUAGUUGAGUUUGUUAAUGGGUUGCUUUCAGAAUCAGCAUUCAAGCCCUGUAGGAAUUCUCUAAAGAUGCCGGCUUUAAUUUUGGAGAAGGAGAUAAGGAUGUCAAGGUUUAUCUCAAAUAAUGGUCUUGUGGAAGAUCCCCGUGCUGCUGAAAGAGAAAGGUCUUUGAUCAACCCAUGGACAGCUGAAGAGAGGGAAAUUUUCAUUGAUAAGCUUGCUAUUUUUGGGAAAAACUUCAUGAAGAUUGCAUCUUUUCUGCAGCGGAAAACAGCAGCGGAUUGCAUUGAGUUUUAUUACAAAAAUCACAAGUCAGAAUGCUUUGAGAGAGCUAGAAAUAAGACAGACUUUGCAAAGCAAAGAAAGUCUCAGUCUUCGACAUAUUUGGUUGGAACUGGGAAAAGAUGGAAUCGUGAGAUGAAUGCUGCUUCUCUUGAUAUACUCGGAGAAGCUUCCAUAAUUGCAGAUGUUAAUAAUGUCAUAGAAUCUCAGCGGAAAUGUGCAUCUAGGAUCUCUUUUGCAUCUAGUUCUCAUAAAGCGCCAAGGAUCGACGACGGUCCAUUGCAGAGAUCAAACAGUCUGGAUAUGUACAGUAAUGAAACUGUAGCUGCCGAUGUGUUGGCUGGUAUUUGUGGUUCUCUAUCAUCUGAGGCCAUGAGCUCUUGCAUCACAAGUUCUGUUGAUCCGGCUGAUGGGUAUCAGGAUUGGAAAUGCCAGAGAGUCACUUCUUGCAUAAAGCGUCCUUUGACCCCUGAUGUCACACAGAAUAUUGACGAUGAGUGCUCAGAUGAGAGCUGUGGGGAGAUGGAUCCUACUGAUUGGACUGAUGAGGAGAAAGCCAUCUUCAUUCAGGCAGUCUCAUCUUAUGCCAAGGAUUUUCUAAUGAUCUCGCAAUGUGUCAGAACAAGAUCCAGGGAGCAGUGCAAGAUAUUCUUUAGCAAGGCUCGGAAGUGUCUUGGGUUGGAUCAGAUCCAGCCUGAAGCUGGCAAUGCUGGAUCUGAUGAUGUUAAUGGAGGUGGUAGUGACAUUGAAGAUGCUUGUGUUGUGCGUACUAGUUCUGUUAUCUGUGAUGAUGGUUCAAAAUGCAAGAUGGAAGAUGAUCUGCUCCCUCCUGACAUGAAGUUCAGUUGUGAAUCUGAUAUAGCAGGAACACACAAUCUAAAGCCUGAUUUUAAGAUAUCUGGGGAUACUAGCGUAGCGUGUCCUCUUGAUCCUAAGGCUGCAGAACCUGUUGUAAAGAAUUUGUUAAUGGUUGAUACGCAGGUGGAUGAUAGGCCAGUUAUGGACUUCAAUGUGGAGAGCAAAGAAAACAAUGGUGCAUGUGGAUCUGCACUGGAAAUUAGAACCUCAGUUGUAUUGUCCAAUAUAGCAUCUGUACGCGUUGAUGAGGGAGAGGACCACGGCCUACAGAAUGGAUUGAGCGAUCCUGAUAACAAGGCUUUGGUUGAGGUUUCUGAUGGGCAUUGUUGGGAAGAGAAUGGAGGAGUAGGGCCUGUCUCACCUGAAGAUAAUUUGGACAAGAAGAAAGUUGAAGGCAGAGAUGCUAAUUCUAGUGAAGUGACUGUAGUGAACUGUGCAGCAAGUGAGAUUAAGUCUGAACCGCAGCUGGCUGGAAAAGUUGCUCAUCCUUCCUUUGAUGCGCAUUCAUCUGUGCAAGUUGAAUCUGGAUGCCAAAAGGAGGCUGACCUUGAAGCCUGUUCUACAGAAAAAUCUCUUGGUAUCUCAGUGGCGCAGAAUGGUCACUUAGCAUCUGUUGAAUCAUCGAUACUGUUUUCUGUUCCCAUUAAGUAUCAAAGACACUCGGGUAGUAAUGCUCUAUCAAAUGUUGAUACUAAUAGGAUCAGUAAAAAGCAAUCUCAGAAAAUUGUUAGGAUAGGUGAGAGCCAACAGUAUAUUUCAGGUUGCUCACCAUUAGGUCCUGAAUCUUCCCAGAUUCUGAAGGGGUACCCAGUUUCAGUGCAGACUGUGAAGGAGAUAAAUGGGGAUGUCAACUCCAAAAAACAUGUACUACUUCGGAAUAUCCCCAAACAGGAUGGAAAAUUGCAUUCAGACAGGCAUACAGAAUUCACCCUUCAAAAAUGUUCUAGUUCAAGACAUCAGAGUGAAGAUGUCCAGUCUGUGUUUCCAUCUCAAGAACAGGGCAGGGAUCAUACCAGGCCGCUAUCUGGUUGCUCACCUGAUGUUGAUAAACCUUCGAGGAGUGGUGAUGUCAAGUUGUUUGGUACAAUUUUGAUAUCCUCCCAGCAGAAACGUAAUUCUUGUGUUCAGGAAAGAGAUGAUAACGCCCAGCAUAAUAAAGCAGGUUGCCAGUCACUGAACCUGAAAUUCAGUGCUGAUCAAAAGGGUAUUUCAGAUGCUUCUCAGUCAAAGUUUGGCUGUAAUGAUCUGGGCUCUGAGAAUAUUUCUGCUAGGAGUUUUAGUUUCUGGGAUGGAAACAGGACACAGACUGGCUUCCCACCUUUGCCUGAUUCAACUCUUCUGUUGACCAAAUAUCCAGCCGCUUUUAGUAAUCAUUCCACCUCUGCAGGGGAAUUGGAGCAGCCACCAUUUCAUGGAGUCGCUAGGAGCAAUGACUGUCCCCGGAAUGAUGUCUCUGUUUUUCCAAGUGGAGAUCUGAGUAGUAGCAAUGGACUAGCAGACUAUCAGGUAUUAAGGCAAGAGUUGCAGUCGUUUACCAUAGAUAUGAAGCAAUCACAAGACGCAGUAUUCUCUGAGAUGCAAAGAAGAAACGGAUUUGAUGCAGUGUCGGGAGUGAUGCAACAGCAAGCGAGAGGGAUGGUGGGAAUUAAUGUUGUUGGAAGAGGAGGGGUUCUUGUUGGAGGACAGUGCGCUGGUGUUUCAGAUCCUGUAACUGCCAUCAAAAUGCACUAUGCUAAAGCUCAAAAUUACAAUGGUCAGGCAGGAAAUGUAAUUAGAGAGGAUGAUAAAUGGAGAAGUAAUGGGGACACUGGCAGGUAGCAGAUGUGGGAAGGGCGCUUCUAGCAGACGCCCUCGGAGGCAAGGUUUCUUACUCUUGUCUCUUGUAUUAUAGUUUUUGUGUUCUAACUCAGUUAUGGUAGGGCAGUGGACAGUUUUAGAAAUUCCAUCUUUUUGGGUCAGAAGAUUUCUAGAUCUUGUAAUAUUGCAGGAGCUUUGUAUUUGUUGUAUUCGAUCGAAGUACAGGAAUAAUCUCUAUCAAACAAUUUGGAGGGGAAAGAGGAAUUUCUGUUCCGGUGCAGCCGUAUUUCUUGAUUUUGAUGUCACCCCUCCCUGAAGAGCUUCACAACAUUACUGGGUUUACUGGUUAACCAUGCAAUUCUUGUCUUUCUUGCACGUCUCUUGCAAGGGUUAGUUUUCUGUUCUUCGUGUGAAUGGCAGUGAACAUUAGUGAGCUUCUUGAGCUAUGGAAAUUGUAGCUGUAGAAGUAAUUUAUAUGUAUAAGUUGUAUUGUCCAUCAAGAAUCAUUGUAAUUCUUGUUCAGAUGUGUUUUGGCUCCUCAA